Arabidopsis thaliana (thale cress) is the source of this 752-nucleotide messenger RNA. RefSeq names its product wound-responsive protein-like protein. Lineage: Eukaryota; Viridiplantae; Streptophyta; Magnoliopsida; Brassicales; Brassicaceae. The transcript is spliced from 2 exons. The record is from RefSeq and is marked reviewed. The coding region runs from base 1 to 591 and encodes 196 amino acids.
AUGAAAAAGCAGAUAGAGCAGGUCAAACAAUUUCUAGAGACAAUGCCGAAUCUUGAACAAAUGAUAUUAUACUACGAUACACCAUACGAUGACGAUGUGCUUGACGUUUCCAUGCAACUUCAAAUGCUUCAUAGAGUGGCUUCAGCUAAAUGCAAGAUCCAAGUAAUCUCUGACAACCUUAGCUUAUCUGGAAAGAGAGAGAGUCCCAUCUCCAAAAAAAAACCUACGUCAAAACGCAGCCACCAAAACCUUGUAAUAAGAAAAACAUUUUACUGUGGUAACGCUUUAGUCCUAACUUCACUAGCAGUAAUGAGUGCUGCUGCAAGCACAAGACACACCUCGUGGAUGGUGGCUACGGCCAUCGCUGCCGUGGAAACUCGUUGGAACUAUCCUCUCCGUUUUUUCAACAAAGAUGUGAGGGCUCGUCUUCGUGCCAUCGCUGUCACUUCUCGUCCACCUUCCUCCGCUUCUUCUUCUUCUUCUUCUUCGGCUGAUUUAGUCAAGGAGAAUCAUCCUAUGCCUAAAUCUGAAGCUUCCAUGGAAAGAGUUAUGUGUCUUAGCUGCUUUGGCCCAACCACUGUUCGAUUCUAGAUCUCUUCCUUUGUAUGUGACUUUUUUUCUUCCAUCGUUUUCUUGAAUUUGAUUAGUUAAGUUUCUUGUGGUAGCUAAGUCAUGAAUUACAAAUCAUAUAGUUUGAUUAUUUGAGGCAAAUCAAUCGCUUAUGUUGGCCACAUUUUUUUACAACAUUCUCC